This is a messenger RNA of Trichophyton rubrum CBS 118892, 1185 nucleotides long. RefSeq names its product CMGC/GSK protein kinase. The coding region runs from base 1 to 1185 and encodes 394 amino acids. Gene Ontology annotation, biological process: protein phosphorylation; signal transduction. Gene Ontology annotation, cellular component: cytoplasm. Gene Ontology annotation, molecular function: protein serine/threonine kinase activity; ATP binding; protein serine/threonine/tyrosine kinase activity. The transcript has 7 exons. The record is from RefSeq and is a predicted model, not a curated record. Lineage: Eukaryota; Fungi; Ascomycota; Eurotiomycetes; Onygenales; Arthrodermataceae.
AUGUCACAGAAUAGGCCUGGGAUGUUUUCCAGCUUGCGUAUGGGUGAGGUGAUCCGUGAGAAGGUCCAAGAUGGCGUUACCGGCGAGACUCGUGAUAUGCAGUACACCCAGUGUAAGAUCGUGGGCAAUGGCUCCUUUGGCAUUGUCUUCCAGACCAAGCUGUCUCCCGGCGGCGAAGAUGCUGCCAUCAAACGCGUCCUUCAGGACAAACGCUUCAAGAAUCGUGAACUCCAGAUCAUGCGCAUAGUUCGUCACCCAAACAUUGUCGAGCUCAAGGCGUUUUACUACUCCAACGGUGAUAGAAAGGACGAGGUCUACCUUAACUUGGUGCUUGAAUACGUCCCAGAGACCGUUUACCGUGCUUCGCGUUACUUCAACAAGCUCAAGACUACCAUGCCACUCCUCGAGGUGAAGCUGUACACAUACCAGUUGUUCCGCUCUCUCGCCUACAUCCCUUCCCAAGGCAUCUGCCACCGUGACAUCAAGCCCCAGAACCUCCUCCUGGACCCCAGCACCGGCAUUCUCAAGCUCUGCGACUUUGGCAGCGCUAAGAUUCUGGUCGCCAACGAGCCCAACGUCUCCUACAUCUGCUCCCGCUACUACCGCGCUCCUGAGCUGAUAUUCGGUGCCACCAACUAUACCACCAAGAUUGAUGUCUGGUCCACUGGAUGUGUCAUGGGAGAGCUCAUGCUCGGCCAGCCGCUUUUCCAGGGAGAGUCUGGCAUCGACCAGCUGGUUGAGAUCAUCAAGAUUCUGGGAACUCCUACCCGCGAGCAGAUCCGCACCAUGAACCCCAACUAUAUGGAGCACAAGUUUCCCCAGAUCAAACCUCACCCGUUCAACAAGGUCUUCCGCAAGGCCUCCCACGAGGCAAUUGAUUUGAUCACUGCUCUCCUGGAAUACACUCCCACCCAGCGUCUUUCCUCCAUUGAGGCUCUUUGCCAUCCAUUCUUUGAUGAGCUCCGCGAGCCAAACAUUCGUCUUCCAGACUCGCGUCAUCCAAACGCUCCCCCCCGUGACAUGCCCAAGCUUUUCAACUUCACCCGUCAUGAGCUCUCUAUUGCUCCCAAUAUGAACCACCGUCUCAUUCCACCACAUGCCAGAGCCGAGCUUGCUGCGCAGGGUCUUGAUAUCGACAACUUCACUCCUCUCAAGAAAGAGGAGAUGAUGGCCCGCCUUGAUUGA